AUGUUAUGUGAGUGAUCGUUCCUGAUAAAGCCUGAAUCGCUUCUGAAUUCACCAACUUCUGAAUUCACCAACCAGUUGGAGGUUUCCGAGAGUAUCACAAACAGCAGCCGAUUGCAUGCUUGGCUGCCGAUCGACUGAUAUAGGUGCUUCGAAAGAACACAUCAGCUUGCACAGACUUUGCAUAAUCUCGUUCGCUCUAGCUCCGUCAAGACAUAAAACAUUCUUAUUCUUUUUCCAUAAUAUAGUAGAAUCACCAAGAGUAAAGAGUAUUCUGUCCCCACCAGGCUGUGACCAUGUUCCUUCAAGAUUUAGGUCGUCAUUUACGAACUGUUUCAACGAAUAUCAAACCAUGAUAUAUCGUAGGGCGCCAAGAUGGCCGCCACUGAUAGGUGUUUGUGUCUUUUGUACUUCAUAACUUUAAUUCACUUAUACAACCUAUACUUCUUAAACCACAAAUCCUAUACUAAAGUCGGUAAGGUCUUCUUGGAUAAAAAUUUCUUCCACAAAGUGCGACAUUCAAGACAAUUUUCACGCGAAGGUUUAGUACGAAAGUCAAUAGCGGUAUGGACGAAGCACGGUUAUCUGCUUAUAUCACCCAGAGAAUAUUCGAUCUGCCUGGAUAUUUGUAUUUGUAUGGACGUUGAAUCUAAUCCGGGCCCAUAUAACGAGAACAAUCCAGGAGCAGAAUGGAAUAGCGAGGUAGUUUGUAUACAGAAGUCUAUCAAAUAUACUAGAAGGAAUUUGUUUGACCUUAGAUCCAUUGCAUCGAAACCGGACAGUGUGGUUAUUGAUCACUUAAAGGCACUUAGACUAUUUAGAUAUCGUGGAUCACGAGCAGGAAAGAGGCGCCAUGAAAUAUCGAAUAGAGGGCAACCAAUUACCGUACUUAAUCGUGUGGGUAGCAGAAAAACAUGUCGUCCUUUAAAAGGAAUAUGUAGAGAGAAUCUGAUUCCUAUUGCCAGGAAUGCGUUGUCUAAUAAACGUAGUUCAACCUCAGAUUUUGCUGUGCCUAAAUUCCUUUUGACGAAUAUUUGUAGCCUUGUAAAAACUAAAAAUCGCGUUAGAGCGGCUGUCGCCUUGGAGUCGGACAUGAACGGGAAUGAUGUUGACAUAUGCAUUGUAUCGGAAACACAUCUCAAAGCAAACAUUCCGGACAGUUUGGUUUGUAUACCUAAUUAUAACAUUUUUAGACGGGACAGAGAUUAUUCUGGCAGGGACUUGAGAGCCAAGGGGGGAAUUGCUAUAUACGUGAGAGAGAACCUGGAUGUUGUGGAUAUCUACAAGUCGGAACUUUAUGAGUUAAUAUGUUUAACUUUGAGAUUGCCUUCAGGGCAUAUGCUCCUUGUGUGCGGUGUCUACCAUCCACCGAGACCAAGAUACCCAUCCAAUGAACUGAUGCAAUACUUAAUUAACAUAGCAGACAAUGCCCUUGAAAAACAACCUGGCAUGGCUAUUGUUAUUGGAGGAGAUGUUAAUCAAUUAAAAAUAAGUGAGCUGUGUCUAAUGACUGGAUGGGAAGCCCUUGUAGAUUUCGUAACUAGAGGUGAGGCAAUUUUAGACAAUGUGCUUACAAAUCGAUCGGAUCUGUUUGGUAAAUGCGUCCCGUAUAACAUCUCAAUUAAAACUGAUCAUACGGCUGUCAUUCUCCCCGCAGGAGUUAAACUGAAACCGGUUCGGAAACGUGUCCGUAUUCGGGACUGCAGAAAACAUCGAAAAAACGAUUUUUAUCGAGCGCUGGCUGAAGAAAAUUGGGAUAAUAUCUUAAAUGCACCUACUGUUCAGUUGGCAGUGAAUGAGUUAGAAAGGACGAUUCACAUGAAUAUGGACAAGUGUAUGCCAUUUAGAACGGUUCGCAUGUCAUCGCGUGACCCAGUAUGGAUGACGCCAUUAAUAAAAUCUUUAAUGAGAAUAAAGUCGAGAAUACCAUCUAGGAAUGUAGACCGAAUUGGUGAAAUCAAUAGGAGAAUAUUGGAAAUUAUCAGCCAAAAUAGAAGAUCACUUUUGCGUGCUCCCAUCGGAUCAGGCGAAUGGUGGAAAAAUGUGGAUUAUAUCUCACAACGUCGACGGACAUCAGCUAAUGUAAAUCUCGAUAGAAACUCACUUAUGGAACUGAACGAUUACUUUGCUAAUCUGUGCCAAGACACCUCAUAUGUGGAGCCGACUCCUAUGGAAAUUUGUGAGGAUGUGAAUGCUCCUGAGAUCUCGGAAAUACAAGUGUGGAAUAAUCUAAGGCAUUUGAAGAAAUCAGCUACUGGUCCAGACUUAAUACCAUAUUGGGUAUGGAAGGAACACGCGGAAAUAAUGACACCUAUUAUCCAUAAAAUCUGGAAUUUAUCCUUAAGAUCUAGUACUUGGCCUUCAUCGUGGAAAAGAGCAAACGUUAAUCCAUUACCCAAAGUUGAUAUGCCAAAAGACAAAACCGAAUAUCGAGGGAUCAACAUAACACCAGUGAUCGCACGCGCUUUCGAGAAAUCUGUGUAUAACACACAUACUCGUGUAUUGUUGAACAAUCUAUAA
Molecule: messenger RNA, 2517 nt
Organism: Paramuricea clavata
Lineage: Eukaryota; Metazoa; Cnidaria; Anthozoa; Malacalcyonacea; Plexauridae
Source: the annotation of a GenBank genome assembly